AUGACAGACAAUCAGCUUGAACCGCCCGCCCCCCAGGUUACCAAUGCAUCUCCACCGUUUGAUAAACCUACGGCAGACAUAAUUCUACGUUCGUCCGACCGCGUCGAUUUCCGCGUGAAGAAAGCCAUCCUUGCCGAGACAUCUACGUUCUUCGACACCAUGUUCGCUCUGCCUCAGCCAUCCCUCAGUGUAGGGGAGGUGACGCGCAUCGAGGCCGAUGGCUCAGAAGCUGAUUACAAGGAUGGUCUCGCGGUAGUCCAUAUUACCGAGGAUAGCAGGACAAUCGACUGCCUCUUGCGCAUUUGCUAUCCCCUGCGGAAUCCAGUCAUAACCGAUUUAUCGGAACUACGACGUCUUCUGACAUCAGUAACCAAGUAUGCUAUGGAUGAAACUAUGGAAGUACUCAGGGAGCGACUCCAUAGUCUUGCUCAGGAGAUACCACUCCAAGUGUAUGCAGUCGCGAUCCAGCUCAGCUUCGAGAAGGAAGCGAGAGAGGCGGCAAAGCAUUUUCUGGCAUGUCAGGCUCCCGUCAUGUACGUGCCGGAGCUCGAGGAAAUUUCGGGCGGUGUAUAUCACCGACUCCUGGACUACCGCAGAAGAUGCGGCAAGGAAGCCAAGGGGCUGGUAUCCUCGGAAAUGAGAUGGUUGCCAAGCGAAGAUUGGCCGUGGUUUUCCUGCCACAACGGACCGUGUGCUAAAGCCGGGGUUGAUGUUACCGUGACGUUCGGGGGAGGCCGAAGAACAUCAGGAUAUCCGAAAAUGUGGUGGUGGCAGCAUGUGCAUCGCAUGGCGUGCGUGUUGGAGGCCACUCCAUGUGGGAAGAUGCUGUAUACAACUGGUUUAAUGGAUCAAGCCUUACAGGACGCCGCAGCCUGUACUAGUUGUCGUGUCACCGCUCAUGUAAAACUGAGGAGAUUCAUGGACUUACUUGUGGCAGAGGUGGACAGAGUUACUUCUAAGGUAGCACUGGAGAUUAAAUAG
Sparassis crispa is the source of this 981-nucleotide messenger RNA. RefSeq lists its product with no specific name. The record is from RefSeq and is a predicted model, not a curated record. Gene Ontology annotation, molecular function: protein binding. The transcript has 2 exons. The coding region runs from base 1 to 981 and encodes 326 amino acids. Lineage: Eukaryota; Fungi; Basidiomycota; Agaricomycetes; Polyporales; Sparassidaceae.